Messenger RNA from Saprolegnia parasitica CBS 223.65, 189 nucleotides. RefSeq lists its product as hypothetical. The record is from RefSeq and is a predicted model, not a curated record. The transcript is spliced from 2 exons. NCBI's taxonomy places the organism in Eukaryota, Oomycota, Saprolegniomycetes, Saprolegniales, Saprolegniaceae. The coding region runs from base 1 to 189 and encodes 62 amino acids.
AUGACGCGCGCCAACCCACAGUCCGAGUAUUUUGCAUCCAACCUCGACCUCGUCCUUGUGCUUGUCAACGGCCCGCGCGAGCGCCGUAGCGUGUCUUGGCACGCCAAGUGCCACCACUGCGGUCAAGAGCGCCGGACGCGCGACUGCGCCGCGGCCAAAGCGCGCAUCGCGCAGCGGACGCUCCGGUAG